Messenger RNA from Perca fluviatilis (European perch), 993 nucleotides. Its product is annotated as histamine N-methyltransferase-like. The transcript is spliced from 7 exons. The record is from RefSeq and is a predicted model, not a curated record. Gene Ontology annotation, molecular function: N-methyltransferase activity. NCBI's taxonomy places the organism in Eukaryota, Metazoa, Chordata, Actinopteri, Perciformes, Percidae. Bases 109 to 993 code for a protein of 294 amino acids.
UUUGCAACCUUUAGCCCCCCUAAAAGGGAAGCUGUACCUCUGGUGGGAGGGUUUAAUUCCAGCCUGCAGAUCUCUCCGGACUCACUCCAGCAAGACAUAUUAUUUGCCAUGGCAUCUUCACUGAAGUGUCUGGUUGAUGAUGAUAGCAGGUACCAGAAAUCCUUCCAGAUUUUUCUGGAGCGCUCCUCUGAGCAUCAGUGUAUGCGGGACUUUAUCCACAAUAUGCUGCCAGAUAUACUGGCAAGCAUUGGAGAUGGAAAGUCCCAUCUAAAUGUCAUUGGAGUUGGAAGUGGAGCUGGUGAGAUUGACCUCGAGAUGCUCGCCAAGCUCCGUCUGAAGCACCCAAGGGUGACGGUGGAUAACGAGGUGGUGGAGCCUAGCAGCACUCAGCUUCAUAACUACAAAGUUUUGGUGUCACAGAAACCAGGUUUAGAUUACAUCAAAUUCACCUGGAACAAGAUGACUGCCACUGAGUUUGAGGAGCACUGGAGAGUGAAAAAGAUGACUAAGAAGGCUGACUUCAUUCACAUGAUACAGAUGCUGUACUAUGUGAAGGAUCCUGGAGCUACCAUCAGCUUCUUCCAAAGUCUCCUCGACAAGAAUGGGAAGCUUCUUAUCCUUCUAGUGUCUGGUGAGAGUGGUUGGGGAAGGCUGUGGCGGACCUACAGGAACCAGCUCUGUAACACAGAAAUAAGUCAGUGUGUGACCACUGGAGACAUCAAAAGCUUCCUGGACUCCAAAGGGGUGAGCUACCAGAGCUACGAGCUGCCAUCUGAAAUGGAUAUCACCGAGUGUUUCACUGAGGGGGAUGAGAAGGGAGAGCUGUUGCUUGAUUUUCUCACUGAAGUGCUGGACUUCAGUAAGACCGCCUCACCUGAGCUGAAAGCUGGUGUCUUGGAGUUACUCCGGCACCCAGACUGUAGUGUGGAGUCCAACGGCAAAGUUCUCUUUAACAACAACCUCGGAGUGAUAGUCAUAGAUCAGCUUACUUAA